UUUUAUGGUGCGGUGCUGAGAAUCCAAAAACUACAACUCUACUUACCUUAAGCCUUGAGGCAAAGAAUCCGCAUCCCUCCUUAACUUGCAAUGGCCUUCUUCCUCCUUUCUCUAUUCUCCAUCAAAUCCACGCUAACACCUACAUUUUUCUAUCCCACAAACACAAACAUUUGUUUCACAGAAGUAGUGGAAUAUUGCUGAUUUUGGGAGAAUUUUUAUCGACAAUCAGAAAUGGAUGCUUCCGAAAUUAACAGAAGCUUGGUAAGUGAACUCGAAGCAAUGGGAUUUUCAGAGGCUCAAGCCACCAAGGCUCUUUGUUCUUCUGGUAACUCAAGCCUUGAGGCUGCAGUAAAUUGGAUUGUGGAUCAUGAGGAUGAGGCAAACAAUGAUGAGAUGCCCAUGGUUUCAGUCGACAUUAUUGAAACUCCUACUCCUACUUUUGAUUCGGAACAAGCAAAGUUGAAAGCACAAGAGCUGAGGGAGCGAGCACGCAAGAGGAGAGAGGAGGAAGAGAAAAAACUGGACAAGGAAAGGGAGAAGGAAAGGAUACGUGCAGGCAAAGAACGGCUUGCAACAAAACGGAUGGCAGAGGAAAAUGAGAGGAAGCGUUUUGAAGCACAGAGGAAGACCGAAAAAGAGGAGGAGAGAAGGGCAAGGGAAAGAAUUCGUCAAAAGCUUCAGCAGGACAUGGCAGACAGGAGGGCUAGACUUGGUUCGUCUUUCAAUAGCGGUACAUCUUCAAAAUUCAUUAAAACCUCGGAGCCAGAGACAAAGAAUCCUUUGAAAGUUGAUUCUGCCGCGUUAUCUGGUAACUUAAUUACGAACAAAGAGGUUUUCAUGGGAUGCUUAAGAUCUCUCAGGCGUCAGCACAAGGAGGAGGAUGUGAAAGUGCAACAGGCCUUCAAAACUCUGUUAGUUUAUGUGAGGAACAUAGUUAGCAAUCCUGAUGAAGGGAAGUUUAGGAAGAUCCGGCUUAGUAAUCCAGCUUUCCAGGCUAGAGUUGGAAUUUUCAAAGAAGGCGUGCAGUUUCUACAACUCUGUGGGUUUGAAAGAGCUGAGGAAGGUGAUUUUUUGGUCUUGCGCAGCAACAAGGUCAAUAUGGCGCUACUGAGAUCAGCUGGCAUGGUUUUGCACUCUGCCAUUACAAAUCCCUUCUUUGGGCUACUCUCAAAGUAAGGUGGUUUCCCCAGGGAAUUAGAAGCUUGAUGCUUGACACUCAACACACCACUAACUUCAAGUUGAUUUCACUACUUCUAUUGGACUUGAAUUUGUAUAGUAGCAACUAGCAAGAAUCAGAUAUUCUAUUUGUUUGAACUUUAAUGUCUCCUAUAAAUAUACCUGUAUGCAAAUGGUUUGUAUUUUAUUCCCUCCCAUCCCUUGCAAGUGUAUAAAAGUGAUUGUAACUAUUUAA
Molecule: messenger RNA, 1411 nt
Organism: Solanum pennellii
Lineage: Eukaryota; Viridiplantae; Streptophyta; Magnoliopsida; Solanales; Solanaceae
Product: UBX domain-containing protein 1-like
Exons: 11
Coding region: 232-1176 (314 amino acids)
Molecular function (GO): protein binding
Source: RefSeq, a predicted model, not a curated record